AAGGAGGGGAACUGCGUGGAUGGUCGACAUCAAGUCGGCGAGUGUGGCAGAAGAGCUCAUGGAGAGCGUUGCUUCGCACAUUUCAUUGAAAACUGUGCUAUAAUUCAUUCUAAUUUGCUUGACAAUCGCGCUAAGAAUCGCACACGAGAUGUUGCCGAGACGACGCGUCAUUGAUCUUCUACAGGUCAUUUCAUCUCAGUCAUGCAGGUGCCCUGCACACGGAAAUCCCGGAGCAACUGGUGUUCGCGAACACGGAAAAGCUCGAAGCACCGCGGCAAAUGUCGCAGCCGGUAAAGAAUACGCUUUCGAGAUGGCUUGCUCCACAGUGAGAUACGGAGUAGGAGUAACGAGAGAAUUGGGGAUGGACAUACAAAAUAUGCGAGCGAAGAAAAUAUGUUUGAUGACAGAUCCACAUUUGGUGAAUCUAGCGCCCGUAAAAACUGCUAUCGACAGUCUCGCCAAGCAUGGCGUUCAUUUCGAGAUUUAUGAUAAGGUACGCGUGGAACCAACCGAGCAAAGUCUACAGGACUCUAUCGAGUUCGCCAAGCGCGGAAACUUUGACGCUUUCGUAGCGGUUGGCGGCGGUUCCGUAAUGGACACCUGCAAAGCUGCAAAUCUAUACAGUUGCGACCCAGACGCCGAAUUUUUGGAUUACGUGAACGCACCGAUCGGGAAAGGAAAGCCGAUCCAGGUGCCUCUGAAACCGCUCAUUGCCGUUCCGACCACCUCAGGCACCGGUUCUGAAACAACUGGCGUUUCCAUCUUCGAUUAUCGGCCACUAAAGGCUAAAACUGGGAUUGCAAACAGAGCCCUGCGUCCAACCUUGGGGAUCAUCGACCCUCAACAUACCCUGACUUUACCAGAAAAGGUUUGUGCUUAUUCUGGCUUCGACGUGUUAUGCCACGCACUGGAAUCUUUCACAGCGAUACCCUACACGGAAAGGACACCAUGCCCGACAAAUCCAAUCCUAAGACCAGCCUAUCAAGGCAGCAAUCCUGUCAGUGACGUUUGGGCGCGAUACGCUCUACAAGUUAUGCGCAAAUACUUUCAACGAGCAGUUUACAAACAAGAUGACCUAGAAGCAAGAAGCCACAUGCAUUUAGCAAGUACUAUGGCAGGUGUUGGCUUUGGCAAUGCCGGAGUCCACCUUUGCCAUGGUCUCUCGUAUCCCAUCAGCGGAAACGUCCGAACUUUCCAACCAGAGGGUUAUAGUAAAGAUCAUCCUAUUAUUCCUCACGGUCUAUCCGUGGUGAUUUCCGCACCAGCGGUGUUUUCCUUCACGGGAAAUGCAUGUCCGGAGAGACAUUUGGAGGCUGCGGAGUUGCUUGGUGCAAAUGUCAAGAGUGCCAAACAGGCGGACGCCGGCAAAAUUUUGGCCGACACGGUUAAAGAGUACAUGCAAAUGAUGAAAGUCGAAAACGGCUUGACGGAGCUCGGUUUCAAGAAAGAAGACAUUCCUACACUAGUUAAGGGGACAUUGCCUCAGCACCGAAUUACGAAACUGGCGCCACGUGAGCAAUCCGAGGAGGAUCUUGCGCAAUUAUUUGAAAAUUCGUUUACCAUAUACUAAUAAUCACUUUGUGAUUAUUAGUCUGAAGAAUUAAAGUCAUCUUUUGACAAAACGCUUGUGUAUACCAGAUGUAUAUAUCAGAUGUUCGUAACAAAUACACAUUCUAUUUUCUUACCCUAAAAAGUUACGAGAAAGCGCAUCAAAUGUGCUGCGAAACAUGUUUCUUAUCAAACUUACUUUGUUAUCUUGGUUAAAAAUUUAAUGGUUAAACGAAUUAAUUGUUAAACGACUCAAAUGAUUAACAAA
Molecule: messenger RNA, 1816 nt
Organism: Harpegnathos saltator (Jerdon's jumping ant)
Lineage: Eukaryota; Metazoa; Arthropoda; Insecta; Hymenoptera; Formicidae
Product: Type III alcohol dehydrogenase
Exons: 8
Coding region: 149-1570 (473 amino acids)
Cellular component (GO): mitochondrion
Molecular function (GO): alcohol dehydrogenase (NAD+) activity; metal ion binding
Source: RefSeq, a predicted model, not a curated record